Hippopotamus amphibius kiboko is the source of this 1154-nucleotide messenger RNA. RefSeq names its product calcineurin like phosphoesterase domain containing 1 (gene CPPED1). The coding region runs from base 145 to 1086 and encodes 313 amino acids. Gene Ontology annotation, molecular function: hydrolase activity. Lineage: Eukaryota; Metazoa; Chordata; Mammalia; Artiodactyla; Hippopotamidae. The transcript has 4 exons. The record is from RefSeq and is a predicted model, not a curated record.
CCAGCGCGCCCGCCGGCCCCGCCCCGCCCCGAGCAGAGGUCGCAGCCCCCAGCGGCGCAGGCCCCACCCGGCAGUUGGGCGCUGAGGAGUCGCGUCGCUCCCUCCCACGCAGUGGACUCAGCAGAGGCCAGAAAGUCGCUCGCCAUGUCGGCUGCGGAGGCGGGGGCUGUUUUCCACAGAGCGCGGGGCAGGACCCUGGACGCUUUUUCCUCAGAAAAAGAAAGGGAAUGGGAAGGCCCAUUCUACUUCAUCCAGGGUGCAGACCCACAGUUUGGACUGAUGAAGGCCUGGUCCACUGGGGACUGUGACAGCGGUGGUGAUGAGUGGGAGCAGGAGAUCCGACUGACGGAGCAGGCCGUCCAGGCCAUCAACAAGCUGAAGCCCAAGCCCAAGUUCUUUGUUCUGUGCGGGGACCUCGUCCACGCCAUGCCUGGGACACCCUGGCGGAAGGAGCAGACGGAGGACCUGCAGCGGGUGCUCAGGGCUGUGGACAGUGAGAUCCCGCUGGUCCUUGUCAGCGGCAACCACGACGUGGGCAACGUCCCCACCCCCGAGACCAUCGCGGAGUUCCAGCGGACUUGGGGAGAUGACUAUUUCAGCUUCUGGGUCGGGGGCGUCCUGUUCCUCGUCAUCAACUCCCAGUUCUUGUAUGACGCCUCCAUGUGCCCUGCCUUGAAGCAGGCCCAGGACCAGUGGCUGGACCAACAGCUGAGCAUCGCGGGGCAGCGGAAGUGCCGGCACGCGGUUGUCUUCCAGCACAUCCCGCUGUUCCUGCAGAGCAUUGAUGAGGAUGACGACUACUUCAACCUCACCAAAUCUGUGCGGAAGGAGGUGGCAGACAAGUUCACGGAAGCAGGUGUCAAAGCUGUGUUCUCAGGCCACUACCACAGGAAUGCCGGGGGCACCUACCAGGACCUCGACAUGGUGGUGUCCUCCGCCAUCGGAUGCCAGCUGGGCAGAGACACCCAUGGGCUCCGAGUCGUGGUGGUCACUGCUGAGAAAAUCGUCCAUCGGUACUACAGUUUAGAUGAGCUGAGUGACAAGGGAAUAGAAGACGAUCUAAUGGACUUGUUGAAGAAAAAAUGAUAACCGGUGAUGAUUUAUUCACUUUUCAUUUCUACUGUUUUUUUCAUUUUGUCAGAAACAGCAGCUGC